CAAUAUGUGAAAUUUUAGUUAUAGGUUAUGUUUCGGAACAAUGAUGUUACGAAUAGUUUACUAUGUUUUCGAAAUGUAAAAAUGUUACUAUAUUUUCAUUGUUUAACUAUAUGGAAUGAUUCAAUUAAUUUGAAUUUAUAUUAAAGUCAUGUCAUACAUCGUAAUGUAAAAUUUUCGAUUCUUUCACCAGUUAAUUGUUCUGUGAAAGUAAACGGUGGUUCCUAUAAGUUUAAAUACAUAUUUGUUUCUAAUACCUCGCAAAAAUGGAUGAUCAAGCAUGCCCAAGAUGCAAAACUACUAAAUAUCGGAAUCCAUCAUUGAAAAUGAUGGUAAAUGUUUGUGGUCACACAUUAUGUGAAAGUUGUGUCAAUUUGUUAUUUUUGAAAGGCUCUGGAUCAUGUCCUGAAUGUAAAAUUCCUCUGAGAAGAGCAAAUUUUCGUGUACAAUUAUUUGAAGAUCCUAUGGUAGAAAAGGAAGUAAAUAUAAGAAAAAGAAUUCUUAGAGAUUUCAACAAAAAAGAAGAAGACUUUGCAACACUAAGAGAAUACAAUGAUUAUUUAGAAGAAAUUGAAACACUAAUAUAUAACUUGGCUAACAAUAUUGAUGUAAUAGAAACAAAUAAGAAAAUAGAACAGUACAAAAAAGACAAUAAAGAUCAAAUAACAAAAAGUAAAUCUAAGCUUGGUAGAAGUGAAUAUGAAUUGGAAGAAAUGAUAGAAUUGGAGAAACAGAAAGAAGAAGAGAGAAGAUUAGAAAUAGCUAAAGAAGAAAUAGAAGCUAAAAGAAAAAAGAUCCGUGAGAAAGAAGCAUUGAUAGAUGAGCUUACAUUUUCAGAAGGAAAUGCAAAAAAUAUUGUAGAAACAUUUGCCUCUGUUAUACAAGCAUCUAGGAAGGAAACAAAAGCAGCACCUGCUAAAGCAACACAAUUUAGUACAGGAAUUAAAUUUAGCAAUCAAGGAGGUCAGAAUUAUUUGCCUAUACCAAAGAUCGAAGAAGGACCUCUAUACACUUAUACACCUAUCAAACAAGUAACGGAUGGUCCAGCACCACCUAGUUGGAGAGAAUUACAAGCUCGUGGAUAUGUUUCUCAUGUACGUGCUGAGUCUUCAUCAGAAAGAGCAGGUGGAUUUAAAGCACAUGUUGCAUGUUUAAGAGCUUUACAAGAAUCUAUGGCUGGUUUAUAUUAUAAUCCUUCACAACGUCAAACAGAAUUCACAUCUGUGUGAUUAUAAAAAUU
Apis dorsata (giant honeybee) is the source of this 1237-nucleotide messenger RNA. RefSeq names its product CDK-activating kinase assembly factor MAT1 (gene Mat1). NCBI's taxonomy places the organism in Eukaryota, Metazoa, Arthropoda, Insecta, Hymenoptera, Apidae. Gene Ontology annotation, cellular component: transcription factor TFIIH holo complex. Gene Ontology annotation, molecular function: cyclin-dependent protein serine/threonine kinase activator activity. The transcript has 2 exons. The record is from RefSeq and is a predicted model, not a curated record. The coding region runs from base 264 to 1226 and encodes 320 amino acids. Gene Ontology annotation, biological process: positive regulation of cyclin-dependent protein serine/threonine kinase activity; regulation of transcription by RNA polymerase II; nucleotide-excision repair.